UCAGGGGCGUGGCUGCUGAGAGCACCUCUGCCAGCCAAGCCGGAGCUGGAGCCGAGCUUUGUUCUGGUGGCUGCUGCCUGCACCCUCCGGCGUCUGGGUCCACCCCUCGCUUCCCAGCUCCCUCCUCCCGUCCAUCCCCUGUAUCUGGGCCUGCAUUCCCUUUCCCAACCGCUUCGCCCUAGAUCCUGUCCUUCCUUCUCCUCAAACUACUGGCCAGCGCCCUUGCCUGGUACCCUGCUCUCCAUCCCUCCCUCCUGCAUCUUCUUCCCCCUGAUCUCCUCUCGGGUCCCCUUUUUCCCAAGGUCCGGGUCGCUCCGCUCCGCUAGGUCCCGCCCCUCCAGGGAUGCCCUCUGCAGCCCCGCGCCCAUGGUCCUGACGCUGCUCCUCUCCGCCUACAAGCUGUGCCGAUUCUUCGCCAUGUCAGGGGGCAAGCCAGACACGGCAACUCCACCGUCCCCUCCACUUUCUUCCGGCAGGGACCGCGUGGCGCGCAUCGGGCUGGGCGUCAUCCUGAACCUGGCAAAGGAACGCGAGCCGGUGGAGCUGGCUCGGAGUGUGGCCGGCAUCUUGGAGCACAUGUUCAAGCACUCGGAGGAGACGUGCCAGCGGCUGGUGGCGGCCGGCGGCCUGGAUGCGGUGCUGUACUGGCUCGACGACCAGCGCCUCGUGCCGCUGCUCGACUCCUCGCGUUUGGAGGCCCAGUGCAUCGGGGCGUUCUAUCUGUGCGCGGAAGCUGCCAUCAAGAGUCUGCAGGGCAAGACCAAGAUAUUCACUGACAUCGGUGCCACCCAGAGCCUGAAACGCCUGGUUUCCUACUCCACCAAUGGCACCACCUCAGCGCUGGCCAAGCGCGCGCUGCGCCUGCUGGGCGAGGAGGUGCCGAGGCCCAUCCUGCCCUGCGUGCCCAGCUGGAAGGAGGCCGAGGUCCAGACGUGGCUGCAGCAGAUCGGCUUCUCCCAGUACUGCGAACGCUUCCGGGAGCAGCAGGUAGAUGGCGACUUGCUUCUGCGGCUCACGGAAGAGGAGCUCCAGACGGACCUGGGCAUGAUAUCCAGCAUCACCCGCAAGAGCGGCCUGGACCGCUCCCUGCUGCACCGCGUGUCCGAGCAGCAGCUGCUGGAGGACUGCGGCAUCCGCCUGGGCGUGCACCGCAUGCGCAUCCUCAUGGCCGCCAGAGAAAUGCUACACUCCCCUCUGCCCUGCACUGCCGGCAAGCCGAGUGGGGACAUUCCGGAUGUCUUCAUCAGCUACCGCCGGAGCUCAGGCUCCCAGCUGGCCAGCCUCCUGAAGGUGCACCUGCAGCUGCAUGGCUUCAAUGUCUUCAUUGAUGUGGAGAAACUGGAAGCCGGCAAGUUUGAGGACAAGCUCAUCCAGAGUGUCAUGGGGGCCCGCAACUUUGUGCUGGUGCUGUCAGCCGGGGCCCUGGACAAGUGCAUGCAGGACCAUGACUGCAAGGACUGGGUGCACAAGGAGAUCGUGACUGCUUUGAGCUGUGGCAAGAACAUUGUGCCCGUCAUUGAUGGCUUCGAGUGGCCAGAACCGCAGGCCCUGCCCGAGGACAUGCAGGCCGUGCUCAGCUUCAACGGCAUCAAGUGGUCCCACGAGUACCAGGAGGCCACCAUUGAGAAGAUCAUCCGCUUCCUGCAGGGCCGCUCCUCCCGGGACUCGUCUGCAGGCUCUGACACCAGUUUGGAGGGUGUUACACCCAUGGGCCCGACUUAACCAGUCCCUAGUCCCCACGUCCUGCUGUGACCCCCAUUUCUAUGGUCUCCCUGGAAGGAGCAGCUCCGCACACUGGCCUCCCUGGGCUGAGACAGCCUGGCCCUUCUCAGGAAAUGGCUCUCCCUCUCCCAGACCCCCAUGGGCCACCUCAAACCCAGCUUCCUCAGUAUCCAGAAAGGGAAGCAAGGCACUGGGGAUGGUAAGGGUUAGGCCACCCUUAAGCCCUGCCACCAGGUUCUCUGUCUCAGGUGUGGGAGGGUCACGGAUCAGUUCUGGAGACACCGACGAGCGAGGUUUCACUGCGCACAACCCCCUCUCCUGCCCUGACAUCAGCCAGCUUGAGUAGGGGACGUCAGGCAGCCUCUGACAGGAAUUAAGGCAAUGCCCAGCCCUCCCAGCCCAGCGGCCUGGGCCUGGGAACCAGCAGGGAUAAAAGUCCACUGGUGGCUCUCCACCUACACUGUGCUGGUGCCCAGGUUCACCACUUCCUGCCACCCUGUGGCCUUGCCCUGAAAUCACUCAGUGUCCUUAGCUGACCUGGUCUGGUCCCAAGUCCCUUCCUAGCCUCCCUGAGGCACAGCCUCUCUUGCCACAUCCUGGGUCAGGAUUGGGCUGAGCCAGCCCCUCCUCUGGCUGCUUUGCAGCUGCGGCUGGGUUUGAAGCACUCACAGGUACAUGGCACUCCCUGCUCGGGCCUGGGCAGGGGCGGCCAUGUCUCAAAGGGCUGCCAGCCACCCUCCCAUGCCUUGGUGCUGUGCCUCAGGCUCCUGCCCCCCGCCCCCCCGGCUCAGCUGGCCUCCCCAGCCCCUCCCAGCAGUAGCCUGGGCAGAGCCUGCAGCUCCUUGGGAGGAGGCAGUGUCCUGAGGAAGGGCAGGGGGCACAUUCAAACCACCUGGGAAUUUUGUUACAAUUCCACUCAGGCGACCUGGGGUGGGGCCUGGACUUCUGCAUUUUUGAUUCCCAGGUGAGCCCACGAUGGUGGUCAAGAAAUGACAUUUUAAGUAGCCAGGCUCUGAAAUACAAACCCCUUACCCCCCUUUACCAGCUCCCCGGCACCCCGCUCCAUGGUCUCCGCAAUCAUCAGAGCCAUUUUACGUUACCCGAUGUGAUCUCCAUUUUUACAGUGGAGUCAAAUGAUGUGACAUUUUCUAAGCCAUGAGUGGCAGCCCAGGAUGCAGACCUGGCCUCCUGGUGCUCAGCCCACUGCUGGUGGCACUGCCCUCCUGAGAAUCAUGCUGGAGGCUGAGACCCGGCUGGGCUGCCGCUCCACAGACAGCUGGCUUCUUCCUCGCCCCAAAGAAUCUAGAAGUGGGGAUAGGUUUUUGACCGAGGGGCUCUACAGAAAUAAAUGAGCAGGAACACCUCUCUGCCCCUUCCUCCAGGAGGGUAGGAAAGCUCCAGCUAACCAGGCCUGCCUCUUCCCUCUUGAGCAGCAUGUUCGCACCUCAAGGCUGGCUCAGCUCCCAGAGUGCCUCCUGCAGGUGCUGGCCAGGUCACUCUUAGCUCUUGAGCCACAUGGUCAGGAAGUCAAAGGUCUCACUCCACCCUCGGUACUUCUCCCACUCCCCUCCCUGCCAAAGACACUGUUUAGCUGGCCCUAGCUCCGGCUUUGACUGCACUUCCUCGUUCAUGCCAACACGGGGCCCACCACUGCCGGGCCCUAGCUCUGAUGGUGACUAAGGCAGACGAGACAUUGCGCUCACAGAGCAGAGGCAGUAACAAUACAGUGCGGCCAAUACCCUC
Myotis davidii is the source of this 3465-nucleotide messenger RNA. RefSeq names its product sterile alpha and TIR motif containing 1 (gene SARM1). Gene Ontology annotation, molecular function: NAD+ nucleosidase activity; signaling adaptor activity; protein binding. NCBI's taxonomy places the organism in Eukaryota, Metazoa, Chordata, Mammalia, Chiroptera, Vespertilionidae. Gene Ontology annotation, cellular component: dendrite. The record is from RefSeq and is a predicted model, not a curated record. Gene Ontology annotation, biological process: negative regulation of MyD88-independent toll-like receptor signaling pathway; signal transduction; response to axon injury.